UUCCUCUUGGUGAGAUGUCACCGCAGAUCAGAAACAGUUUUGGGGGGAGCUGCGACUCUUUGAACUUCUACUGCACAAGUUAUAACACAUCUUAUGGAUCUUCACAAUUUGUACCUGGUGGUGUUCCACAGCAGAAUGUGCUCAUCCACCGAAACACAGGAUAUCAGUCAAACAUGCGUCCUGCUGUCUACUACUCACCUAACCUUGAUCGCAAGGACAACCCAAGUCUAGGGCUAAUUCUAAGAAAUAAUUAUACAUCAAUAACCAACAGAGAUUAUCACCCUCACCAGCUGCCAACUGGCACCGAGCCAUUGUCUUCCACAGCUUGCACCGGAGAGAGUGGUUACAUUAAGAGCAACUCUGUCACCAACCCCAAAUCCAGAACUGUCAAGUCGGUGUACUUUGACACAAAGGACCAUGGAGCAGGAGCUAUGGCUGGGCUCAUUCCACGACAUCAACCUCUGCUGUUUGCAAACCAAGACAAAAAGUCUCCAGAGACUGAGAACCUCAGACAUGGACCAGCGUUUAUGUCUACAGAAUACAAAUCCAAAUUUCUGACACGGACGCCACGUGAAGGGAAUCCUUGUAGGACUGUCACAGGAGCCACGGAGAAUUCUGGUUUUACGGAAGGAUUAAACAUGGAGCCAAUAACCUUUGGCCCACCUUCACAGUAUCGGGUUCCGAAAGGAUUCCACCGCUUGAUGGGACAAAGUAUCACAAAGACAGAUUUCCUACCAUCACCUACUAUGCAGGGCUUGGAGCCACUUCCUGCUUUGGCCCGAAAUUCAAAUCGAGACAGCGGCUUCUCCAGAGACACCGAUAAAGUGCAGAAUAUAAGUGCUCCAUUUGAUGACUCAGGGACUGGUGACAACAAAAGACUUAAGAACGAACUCUUGGGAAGAAUGUAUGUUGGUGGAAAGGAACUAUCUGGAUUUAGUCUUAAUAACAAGGAAUAUGUGAUGACAAGGAACCAGCCACCAGAACAAUACCUGACGAACUACAAACACAGAUUUAUUGAUCCAACACCCACCAUGAUUGAUCGCGAGGGCUGGAUAUGUGGAGGCAUCCAGUCACAGCAACACAGUGGCUUCUCUGUUAAUAACGAGGCACAUAUCAUUGGUUUAUGAAAAGGAUUUAAG
Molecule: messenger RNA, 1139 nt
Organism: Pelobates fuscus (common spadefoot toad)
Lineage: Eukaryota; Metazoa; Chordata; Amphibia; Anura; Pelobatidae
Gene: SAXO4
Product: stabilizer of axonemal microtubules 4
Exons: 11
Coding region: 15-1127 (370 amino acids)
Molecular function (GO): phosphatase binding
Source: RefSeq, a predicted model, not a curated record